UUUGCAUUGGUGUGCAAGGAGAAGCCUGCAGAUUCGGAAAUGGGAGUCUGGAGGUUCCGGUCCUCUUUCACACCCUUCAUCAUCAUCAUCAUCUCGUUUCACUCCUCCCCUGAAAACUGUUCUCACCUUCUCCUCGGCAAAGCUGCAGUCUCUAGAAACCAGAGACGCGGGAAAGAAUGAAAAUCUGCGCUCAGCGCUUGUUUCCUCUUUGGCUCCUAAACGGAGAGAUAAUCCAGCUGCUUGACCUUCUAAGGGUUAAAAUGAGACGAGCUUGAUUCCUAGAGAGGAAAACAAUUGAGAGGGAAGGUCCUCCAGAGCAAGAACACUUCCCUGCCUGGUUCUCAGUGGAGGAAAAGUGGCAUCUGCCUCCAUCAAGGUCUGCAUCAGGGCCCCUUCUGGGAUCUGGGCUUGGGAGCUCCUCCAGUCAGGGCAGCCUUUGCCUUGAGACAAAAAGUUGAGGGAGGUCUUGGGACUUCCUCUGAGCACAAAUCAAAGAUGGACAAGCAAGACUCAGCUAGCCGUGGAGAAGGAAGAGGCCCUGAUGCCUUCAGCAAGGAGAGCACUGGAGAAUUCUGGGGAAGAACUGUGCUUCUUCCCCAGCUUCCUCAGCUUCCUGAGCUGAGGGAGGGCACCCUCAGCUCAGAUGUACACCGUCAGCAUUUCAGGUAUUUCUGCUACCAAGAGGCUGAGGGCCCCCGAGAGGCUUUCGGCAGACUCCACCAUCUCUGCCAUCGGUGGCUGAAGCCAGAGCAAUACACGAAAAAUCAGAUCCUGGACCUGGUAAUCCUGGAGCAGUUCCUGGCUGUCCUUCCCCCGGAGAUGGCGAGCUGGGUGAGGGAAUGUGGAGCGGAGACCAGUUCCCAGGCAGUGGCCCUGGCCGAAGGUUUCCUCCUGAGCCAGGCAGUGGAGAAGAAUCAGGAAGAGCAGCAGGGUCUGUUUGCAGAAGCGGUCACUAAUUUCCCUGAGGCAAAGAAGGCUUCAUCAGAACCCAGAGAGAGUGCACUGCAAAGGUGGACUGUGCAGGAGACUGAUGGAGGUGCCACCUUACUUGGCGAUGGAAUGAUACCGUCAAGACCUACUCAGCCAUCUUUUCCUUGCAAUGGAGGAGAAGCAGCCGCCGUGGCACCGCAUCAGGGUCUAGUGUCCUUUGAGGAUGUGGCUGUGUAUUUCAUGGAAGAUGAAUGGGUUCUGCUGGAUCCUGCCCAGAGAGCUCUGCAUAAGGAAGUCAUGGAGGAGAACUGUGAGAUUGUCGCCUCUCUCUCAUGUGGAAAGGACUUUCGUCAUAGUUCUAGCCUUACUACCCAUCAAAGGAACCAUAUACGAGAGAGACCAUAUAAAUGCUUGGAGUGCGGAAAGAGUUUCGCUCACAAGUGGGUUCUCACUAAUCAUCAAAGAAUGCACACAGGGGAGAAACCAUAUAAAUGCCUGGAGUGUGGAAAGAGCUUCACCCGAAAGGUGAAUCUCACUCCUCAUCAAAGAAUUCACACAGGGGAGAAACCAUAUAAAUGCUUGGAAUGCGGAAAGACCUUUGGACAGAAGAGAUAUCUGACUUUUCAUCAAAGCAGCCACACAGAGGAGAAACCAUUUCAGUGCUUGCAGUGUGGAAAGACCUUCAAACAUAAUGUGACUCUUACCAAGCAUCAAAAAAUUCACACAGGGGGGACAGCAUAUCAAUGCUUGGAGUGUGGAAAGAGUUUCACUCAGAAGAGUCAUCUCACUUCUCACCAAACUAUUCACACAGGGGAGAAACCAUAUAAAUGCUCUGAGUGUGGAAAGUGCUUCCGUCUGAACAGAUAUCUCACUUAUCAUCAAAGAAUUCACACAGGAGAGAAACCAUAUCACUGUUUGGAUUGUGGAAAGAACUUCAGUGACAAGAAAACUUUAACUUCCCACCAAAAACGAAACCAUGUCAGAUUCCUAGAGAGGAAAGCAAUUGAGAGGGAAGGUCCUGCAGAGCAAGAACACCUCCUUCCUGCCUGGUUCUUCCCUUGGAGGAAAAGUGGCAUCUGCCUCCAUCAAGGUCUGCAUCAGGGCCCCUUCUGGGAUCUGGGCUUGGGAGCUCCUCCAGUCAGGGCAGCCUUUGCCUUGAGACAAAAAGUUGAGGGAGGUCUUGGGACUUCCUCUGAGCACAAAUCAAAGAUGGACAAGCAAGACUCAGCUAGCCGUGGAGAAGGAAGAGGCCCUGAUGCCUUCAGCAAGGAGAGCACUGGAGAAUUCUGGGGAAGAACUGUGCAGAAGAUCCUGAGUGAGGAGGGCACCCUCAGCUCAGAUGUACACCGUCAGCAUUUCAGGUAUUUCUGCUACCAAGAGGCUGAGGGCCCCCGAGAGGCUUUCGGCAGACUCCACCAUCUCUGCCAUCGGUGGCUGAAGCCAGAGCAAUACACGAAAAAUCAGAUCCUGGACCUGGUAAUCCUGGAGCAGUUCCUGGCUGUCCUUCCCCCGGAGAUGGCGAGCUGGGUGAGGGAAUGUGGAGCGGAGACCAGUUCCCAGGCAGUGGCCCUGGCCGAAGGUUUCCUCCUGAGCCAGGCAGUGGAGAAGAAUCAGGAAGAGCAGCAGGGUCUGUUUGCAGAAGCGGUCACUAAUUUCCCUGAGGCAAAGAAGGCUUCAUCAGAACACAGAGAGAGUGCACUGCAAAGGUGGACUGUGCAGGAGACUGAUGGAGGUGCCACCUUACUUGGCGAUGGAAUGAUACCGUCAAGACCUACUCAGCCAUCUUUUCCUUGCAAUGGAGGAGAAGCAGCCGCCGUGGCACCGCAUCAGGGUCUAGUGUCCUUUGAGGAUGUGGCUGUGUAUUUCAUGGAAGAUGAAUGGGUUCUGCUGGAUCCUGACCAGAGAGCUCUGCAUAAGGAAGUCAUGGAGGAGAACUGUGAGAUUGUCGCCUCUCUCUCAUGUGGAAAGGACUUUCGUCAUAGUUCUAGCCUUACUACCCAUCAAAGGAACCAUAUACGAGAGAGACCGUAUCAAUGCUUGGAGUGCGGAAAGAGUUUCGCUCACAAGUGGGUUCUCACUAAUCAUCAAAGAAUGCACACAGGGGAGAAACCAUAUAAAUGCCUGGAGUGUGGAAAGAGCUUCACCCGAAAGGUGAAUCUCACUCCUCAUCAAAGAAUUCACACAGGGGAGAAACCAUAUAAAUGCUUGGAAUGCGGAAAGACCUUUAGACAGAAGAGGUAUCUGACUUCUCAUCAAAGCAGCCACACAGAGGAGAAACCAUUUCAGUGCUUGCAGUGUGGAAAGACCUUCAGACAUAAUGUGACUCUUACUAACCAUCAAAAAUUUCACACAGGGGAGACACCGUAUCAAUGCCUGGAGUGUGGAAAGAGCUUCAUUAGUAUUUCUCACCUUACUUCCCAUCAAACACUUCACACUGGGGAGAAACCAUAUCAGUGCUUGGAGUGUGGAAAGAGUUUCACUCAGAAGAGUCAUCUCACUUCUCACCAAACUAUUCACACAGGGGAGAAACCAUAUAAAUGCUCUGAGUGUGGAAAGUGCUUCCGUCUGAACAGGUAUCUCACUUCUCAUCAAAGAAUUCACACAGGAGAGAAACCAUAUCAGUGUUUGGAUUGUGGAAAGAACUUCAGUGACAAGAAAACUUUAACUUCCCACCAAAAACUUCAUAUAGGGGAGAAACCAUGUCAGUGAGUGAAUGUGGAGUGGAAUGAGCUUUACUCGGAAGAUACAUCUCAUCAAAGAACACACUCAGUGGAAGCCAUAGACAUUGUACAAUAUGUAAUGAGGACUCACUUAUGAGAUGCACUGUGGAACUAAAUGCCAGGCAAGGAGUCCUAUUGAUGUGCUGAGCUAAGAUAACAAAGAAAUUUAACUGAUUUAAAAUUUUGUUUUCUGUUUAAAAAUACAUAGAAAUUAUAGUCUGUAAGUAACUGAUUGGUGGUACUGAAUGUGGAAUACUUGGGCACUGUGUCAUAGUUCCUGCAAGACUCCCGCUAUCUCACUGCCCCACCUCACCCUGCCUUGCUUGAGCAGAUAGUUCAGCUUCUGUGUGGGAGCACUCGGCUCCCAUUGUUGGCUGGAGGUAGUCAUCUUGUAUGGCCAAGUUUGCUGAUGAUAUUAAAUUGUUCAAGGUUGUUAAAACAAAAAGGGAUUGCGAAGAGCUCCUAAAGGACCUCUCCAAACUAAGUGAAUGAGUGGUAAAAUGGCAAAUGAAAUUCAAUGUACACAAGUUUAAAGUUACG
Molecule: messenger RNA, 4190 nt
Organism: Rhineura floridana
Lineage: Eukaryota; Metazoa; Chordata; Lepidosauria; Squamata; Rhineuridae
Product: zinc finger protein 219-like
Exons: 12
Coding region: 496-3639 (1047 amino acids)
Biological process (GO): regulation of transcription by RNA polymerase II
Molecular function (GO): RNA polymerase II cis-regulatory region sequence-specific DNA binding; DNA-binding transcription factor activity
Source: RefSeq, a predicted model, not a curated record